AUGCAAUAUGUUCCGCAACUUCUCACAUGUACUAUGUCUCCCAUAUCAGACUUGGGAACAUACAUUUUUGGCCUAUUUGCCAGCUCCCCAGCCACCAAUAACCCAGUCAGCGCUCCAGCGGCUCUUAUGGAUGAACCCCCUAGGCCGCGUUGUCGUACGGACACCGACAGUUCGGACACCCUCACCCUUCCAGAUGGACGAAAACUCGGCUAUGUACAGUAUGGUUCGCUAACAGGGAGGCCUAUCUUUUACGUACAUGGCCUUCCAGGCUCUCGCCUACAGGCUGCCGGCUUUGAUGAGCUAGGCCUGAAAGUAGGCGCCCGUGUCAUUAGUGUGGACAGACCUGGUAUAGGUUUGAGCUCACCACUUGCCGGUCGGACACUCCUUGAUCAUCCAAAGGACAUAGAGCACCUUGCAAAGCACCUCAAGCUAGAUAAGUAUAGUGUUUUGGUACGAAGAGCGUAUUACUCCUAUGAACGUCUGAACCUUUUUGCUAACACUGCACUGCUGGAAAGGGAAUAUCAGGAGGUGGACCUCUGCGGCCUAGGACCGCCUGACAUCGGUAUGAGUGGGGCAGACUGGGUACACAGACUUGGAUUCCCUUAUGGACUUCGCUAUGCUCCCUUCAGUGUUGUCCGGUGGUUUUGGAGAUACGAGGGGUCAGCACGCUUAGAUCUGACUGACGAGAAGCGUCUUGAGCUUAUGCUUCAGAAGCCAGUCGCUCAUGAGAAGGACAAUGACUUCAUGAAGUCUGGCUGGCCCCGAGUAGCUUUGCAAUCGUCUCGGGAAAGCUUCAAGCAGGGUUUUGAGGGGGUGUGGCAGGAUGGCAGGUUGGCGUGUAUGAAUUUCGGUUUUCGAGUAGAGGACAUUCGUCCUGAGCUACCUGUGCAGCUGUGGUAUGGGAAGCUCGAUACUUUCGUUCCACCCAAUCAUGGUGUGCAGAUAGCCGCACGGUUGGGUGGUCGAGCAAAUCUCAGAUUGGUGGAUGAGACCCACGCAAGCAUUGUGGUGAACAGGAUGGAAGAGAUAUUGGAGGAGUUGGUCAAGAGCACGUGA
Messenger RNA from Penicillium riverlandense, 1056 nucleotides. RefSeq names its product alpha/beta hydrolase. Lineage: Eukaryota; Fungi; Ascomycota; Eurotiomycetes; Eurotiales; Aspergillaceae. The transcript has 2 exons. The record is from RefSeq and is a predicted model, not a curated record. Bases 1 to 1056 code for a protein of 351 amino acids.